Anarrhichthys ocellatus (wolf-eel) is the source of this 1381-nucleotide messenger RNA. RefSeq names its product ETS transcription factor ELK1 (gene elk1). The record is from RefSeq and is a predicted model, not a curated record. Gene Ontology annotation, biological process: cell differentiation; regulation of transcription by RNA polymerase II. Gene Ontology annotation, molecular function: DNA-binding transcription factor activity, RNA polymerase II-specific; sequence-specific DNA binding. The transcript has 6 exons. Bases 132 to 1367 code for a protein of 411 amino acids. Lineage: Eukaryota; Metazoa; Chordata; Actinopteri; Perciformes; Anarhichadidae. Gene Ontology annotation, cellular component: nucleus.
UAUGUCACUCCUCCUCAGUCCAGAUAUGGUCACUUCCUGCAAAAACAAGAUGGCGACCUGGAGGCUUAGUCCUACGUUAACUUGUUGUACUCAGUCGUAGUAGUACUGAUACAGUCUCUCUGUCCUUAGCCAUGGACCCGUCCAUCACGCUGUGGCAGUUCCUGCUCCACCUGCUGGAGGACCAGCGGCAGCGUCACCUGAUCUCCUGGACAGGUGAGGACGGAGAGUUCAAGCUCCUGGACGCCGAGGAGGUCGCACGACUGUGGGGAUUACGCAAGAAUAAGAACAACAUGAAUUACGACAAGCUGAGCAGAGCUCUGAGAUACUACUAUGACAAGAACAUCAUAAAGAAGGUGAGCGGGCAGAAGUUUGUAUAUAAGUUUGUGAGUCAGCCCGACCCCUCGCUGCCAGAUGGGAUACGGAACGGAGACGGGGGCCAGAAUAGUGACACCGCCGACCACAACGGCCAAUCAAAAGGCCUGGGGGGCAUGGCCUCCCCCUGUCUGUCAAAGGGCUUACCCGAGCGCUUGUCGCUCAGCAGCUCUCAGAAAAGCUCCCGUAACGACUACAUGAAGUCCGGCCUCUACUCCACCUUCACCAUCCAAUCGCUGCAGACCUUGCCCAACGCGCGGCCAAUCAAAACGGAGCUGCUGCUGCAGGACUCCGCCUCCAAGGCUGAUCGCAGAGAGGUGUGUGUCCUUGCAGAGUCGACUCCCUCCUCCUCAUUAGGAGGACCUGUUGACUCCUCCCUCCAGGUGAUCGUGACUCACCCGUCUCCCUGUGUGACUCCGGCUCUCAGCCCCCAGAUACCAGCCAGCACCACCAGCCAAUCACAGAAUCCUCUUGCUCCUCCUCUGAGUGAGCCUCCUCAGAUCUAUCUCACCAGAGUGGGGGACCCCCCCUCCCUCCUCCCCCUCCCUCCUGUACACCCCCCGCACAUGUUGAUGGACGACUGUGGGGUGGUCACCAACCCCCCCCACCUCCACAACACUCCUCACCCGACUCACCACCCCUCUGUCUUCGUCAUCAUCAACCCUCCUCCCAACCAGCAGCAGGCGGCGGCCAUGACGGAUGCUCCCCCCCCCCCCAUCGUCAUCAAGGAGGAGAACCUGCUGUCGGAGGAGGAGCUGCUGGAGAUGGUGUCUCUGGAGGAGAGACGGGUGGAGGAGGUCCCUCAGCUGAUCUGUGGAGAACCAGAGUCCCCCCUCACCAUCGUGGAGAUUCCGCCCCCUCCCUGCAUGGAGCCCGAGGUCGGAGGUCAGCGGGAGGAGGACACGCCCACAGGUGUUUUUACUGAACAGCUUCUGCAGGAUGUGGCGGCCAUUUUUAGAUUGUUCCAGUCGGACGUUUUUUAUAUUUACUUUUAAGAAAAAGGUUUAUU